Molecule: messenger RNA, 1229 nt
Organism: Capsella rubella
Lineage: Eukaryota; Viridiplantae; Streptophyta; Magnoliopsida; Brassicales; Brassicaceae
Product: vesicle-associated protein 4-2
Exons: 7
Coding region: 98-1012 (304 amino acids)
Biological process (GO): endoplasmic reticulum membrane organization
Cellular component (GO): endoplasmic reticulum membrane; plasma membrane
Source: RefSeq, a predicted model, not a curated record
UCACCAUCUCACGUCCGAUCUCUCUCUCUUCACAAGUCAACUCCUUUCUCCGUCGCAAUUCGCGUGCUUCAAAACAACCGUUGAGAGAGAGGAGAAAAUGACUAUGACGACGGAGGAGAAACCAUCCUCCGACGGCAAAGGAGGUUGGGGUUUCUUCAAAAUCCCAUUUCGCAACUCUUCAACAAGUCACGGAAGAAACAACGCUUCUAGUGCUGCCACGUCUCCGUUUCCAUCUGGAGCUUCUUCUUCUUCUUCUACUUCUUCUCAUCUCCACAACCAUCAUCAUCAGCACCAACAGCAACAACAUCAUCCGCACCACCACCAUCAUCAUCAUCAGCUUGGUUAUAACGGGCCUCAUGGUGAUGGAUCGGGUCAGAAUCAGCACCCGACUCCUUCACCUUCGGUUUCUUCUGUUGCUAAGUCGUUUCUUCCUACUAAACGGAGAUUGAAGCUUGAUCCUUCUGAGAAACUUUAUUUUCCCUAUGAGCCUGGGAAGCAAGUAAGGAGUGCCAUCAAGAUUAAAAAUACCAGCAAAUCACAUGUAGCCUUCAAGUUUCAAACAACUGCACCGAAGAGUUGCUUCAUGCGUCCACCCGGUGCUAUUCUUGCUCCUGGAGAAACUAUCAUCGCUACUGUGUUCAAAUUUGUUGAGCCUCCUGAGAAUAAUGAGAAGCCAAUGGAUCAAAGGAGCAGAGUUAAGUUCAAAAUCAUGAGCCUGAAGGUGAAAGGUCCAAUGGACUAUGUCCCUGAGCUGUUUGAUGAGCAAAAGGAAGAUGUGUCUAAGGAGCAAAUAUUGCGUGUGAUUUUCCUUGAUCCUGAACGUCCCAACCCUGCACUCGAAAAACUGAAGCGUCAGUUAGCAGAAGCAGAUGCAGCGGUGGAGGCCCGGAAGAAACCGCCAGAGGAAACAGGUCCAAAGAUGAUUGGAGAAGGGCUUGUGAUCGAUGAAUGGAAGGAGCGUCGAGAGAGAUAUCUUGCACAACAACAAGGCGAAGGAGUUGACUCUGUCUGAGACUUAAAAGCUCCUUCUCAGGACAAAAGCAAGUACUUGUGAAGAAGAAGAAGAAGAAGAGGCUACCACUAUAUUGAAUUUAUCUGCUAACUUCUAGAUUGAUAAUGCAAUCUAAAGACCAUGUUGGUAAAAGAAAAAAGACAGUGAAGGAAACUUUUUCAUGUAAAAAAAGGAAUGUAAACUUGGGGGUUUGAUAAUGAAUUGUUCAUGUUAAGAA